ACACACUUUCAGGUGUUUCCAUUUGGCCUAGUUCCGUUGAAAACCUUCCUUCCUGAUGGAGAUAUUGAUUUGACUGCUCUUAGUCAUCAAAAUAUGGAGGAAAAUUUGGCAAGAUAUAUCUGCAGUAUCUUACAAGAUAACCAGCAGAACUCUGAGGUUCUAGUACAGGAUGUUCAAUAUAUUCGUGCACAGGUUAAAAUAGUGAAAUGCACUGUGAAUGACAUACCGGUGGACAUCUCUUUCAAUCAAACGGCUGGUCUAUCUGCACUUUGCUUUCUGGAGAAGGUUGACCAGCUAAUUGGAAAAGAUCAUCUUUUCAAACGCAGUAUUAUUUUAAUCAAGGCCUGGUGCUAUUACGAGAGCCGGAUCCUUGGUGCACACCAUGGCUUGAUUUCUACAUAUGCAUUAGAAACAAUGAUUUUAUAUAUCAUUAAUGUCUUUCAUUCAUCCUUAAGUGCGGUAUUUUGUUUGGCGGGAUGUAUUUAUAUCAUAGAUUAUUCUUCUUCUCAAUAUUUUGAUAAUGAAUUUUAAUUUUUUUAUAUUUUUCAGGACUUUUACAAUAUUUUAUAAUAUUUUAUUUUUUUUAA
Messenger RNA from Gossypium arboreum, 587 nucleotides. RefSeq lists its product as uncharacterized. The record is from RefSeq and is a predicted model, not a curated record. Lineage: Eukaryota; Viridiplantae; Streptophyta; Magnoliopsida; Malvales; Malvaceae. The transcript is spliced from 3 exons. The coding region runs from base 94 to 531 and encodes 145 amino acids.